Molecule: messenger RNA, 309 nt
Organism: Zygotorulaspora mrakii
Lineage: Eukaryota; Fungi; Ascomycota; Saccharomycetes; Saccharomycetales; Saccharomycetaceae
Exons: 1
Coding region: 1-309 (102 amino acids)
Source: RefSeq, a predicted model, not a curated record
AUGGUCGAGUGGUGCGCAAUUGUUUUCGACAAAGCUGACAGAUCAAAGGCAAGACCUGCACAUUUGGCAGGUAUUCCACCUUUAGUGGAACAAGGUAAACUGGUAUGUGCUGGUGCUAUUUACAACGAGCCAAAGGAAAAAGGCGGAGAGCGCACUUUCGCUGGAUCUCACUUGCAAAUCGUUGCAGACACCAAGAAGGAAGCUUUGGAUAUUAUAAAAUCUGAUACUUUUGCGAAAGAGGGUAUCUGGGACCUUGACAACAUCAUUCUCUACCAAUUCGGUUGCGCAGUUCGCAUUCCCAAAAGCUGA